GUUUCCGCAAAACAAACCUAGCUAGCUCCACAUCGGCCUUUCCUGAUUAUCCUCGAUCUUUGGGAGCCAAGAUCCAGGAGACGGUCAAUAGAUGGCUAGUCGAGGCACUCUGCUAUUUGCGGCACUAGCUGUCAUCCUGUCACUUCUUGUGAAGCCCAUCUCCUGCUGGUCCUCCGGCGGCGCGACGUGGUACGGGAGCCCUUACGGCGCCGGCAGCGACGGUGGCGCGUGCGGCUACCAAGGCGCCGUCAGCCAACGCCCGUUCAAGUCGAUGAUCGCCGCCGGCGGACCCUCCUUCUUCAAGAACGGCAAAGGCUGCGGCGCAUGUUAUCAGGUUAAGUGCACCGGCAACAGCGCCUGCUCCGGUCGCCCAGUGACCGUCGCCAUCACGGACUCCUGCCCUGACGGCAUAUGCGCCUCGGGGAAUCACUUCGACAUGAGCGGCACCGCCUUCGGCGCCAUGGCGUACCGGGGGAAGGCCGAUCGCCUCCGCUCCGCCGGACAACUCAAGAUCAGUUACAAGAGGGUGCCGUGCAAUUACAACGGCAUGAAGAUUUCCUUCAAGGUGGACGCGGGCUCCAACCCGUACUACCUCGCCGUGAUGGUCAUGUACCAGGCCGGCGACGGGGACCUCUCCGCCGUCGACGUCAUGCAGCGCAGCGGCAAGCCGUGGACGAGGAUGCAGCAAUCGUGGGGCGCAACGUAUAUCCUCAACUCCAACGACGGGAAGCCUCUGCGCGCGCCGUUCUCCUUCAGGCUCACCUCGGGCUCCGGCAAGGUGCUCAUCGCCACCAACGCCAUCCCCGCCGGAUGGUCGGCCGGGAUGAGCUACCGCUCCUCGGUGAACUACAGAGCCUAAGUCAGUUUUAGCCGAGCGAUCAGAUCUAGCUGCACGGUUUGUGGAGCUCUUGCCUUGUCAACGGGAUUCGGUAUGCGCGUCCGGGAAUUGUGAGCGGCCGUGCAAAAGAGGAGGAGACCAAGUGUUUUUCUUGGCCUCUUCACGGCCACUGGCUUGCAGUUAUUUUCCAAGUGAUGACGUAGAGCGCUCGAUGAUGUUUUUUUUUUUUGGUUUUUAUGCAACCUCAUAGUUUUCACGUGUUAUCGCAGGGAAAUUGUAGAGGUGGAGUCACAGCAAAACAAGCUGAUGUACUACUAGUUAACUUUGUUGGAUCCAUAUAUAUAAAGGCGUAAAGCCCGGUCUUAAUUUGUU
Lolium perenne is the source of this 1210-nucleotide messenger RNA. RefSeq names its product expansin-B5-like. NCBI's taxonomy places the organism in Eukaryota, Viridiplantae, Streptophyta, Magnoliopsida, Poales, Poaceae. Gene Ontology annotation, cellular component: extracellular region. The record is from RefSeq and is a predicted model, not a curated record. Gene Ontology annotation, biological process: sexual reproduction.